Sinocyclocheilus anshuiensis is the source of this 2026-nucleotide messenger RNA. Its product is annotated as growth arrest-specific protein 7-like. The record is from RefSeq and is a predicted model, not a curated record. Gene Ontology annotation, cellular component: clathrin-coated vesicle; plasma membrane; clathrin-coated pit. The coding region runs from base 1 to 1092 and encodes 363 amino acids. NCBI's taxonomy places the organism in Eukaryota, Metazoa, Chordata, Actinopteri, Cypriniformes, Cyprinidae. The transcript has 10 exons. Gene Ontology annotation, biological process: neuron projection morphogenesis; clathrin coat assembly; clathrin-dependent endocytosis.
AUGACCAAACCUAAGUUAGAUGCAUGUGAGCAGCGCUGGGUUUCAAAGCUUGCCCCGUACAAUUUUAAAAUCAAGUACGUCCCUGGAAGGUUGAAUGUGGUGGCAGAUGCAUUCAGUCGUGACCCAUUUGUAAAGCCAGUGAGUCAACGUCUUCUGUACGAACCUUACUCUGAACUGCUGGAGCACAUCAACUGCGUCACCUUCCCUGUGCCCGCGUCUGCGCUGGAGCAGCAGCUUCUCAAGCCCAAUGAAUGGAGCUACUGCGACUAUUUCUGGGCCGAUAAGAGGGACCCUCAGGGGGCUACGGUGUCAGGGUUCGAGGUGCUGCUGCAGAAACAGCUGAAGGGGAAGCAGAUGCAGAAAGAGAUGGCAGAGUUCAUCAGAGAAAGGAUAAAAAUCGAAGAGGAAUAUGCCAAGAACCUUUCCAAACUCUCCAUGUUCCCGAUGGCAGCACAAGAGGAAGGGACUCUUGGAGAAGCUUGGGCCCAACUUAAGAAGAGUCUAGCUGAUGAAGCUGAGGUCCAUCUCAAGUUCUCCUCAAAGCUCCAGAGUGAAGUCGAGAAGCCUUUACUGACCUUCAGAGGAGACAACUUUAAAAAAGACAUGAAGAAAUGCGACCACCACAUCGCUGACCUGAGGAAGCAGCUGGUCAGCCGUUAUGCUGCUGUGGAGAAGGCACGGAAGGCUCUAGCAGACAGACAGAAGGAUCUUGAGGUGAAAACACAGCAGCUUGAGAUCAAAUUGAGCAACAAAACAGAGGAGGAUUUUAAAAAAGCCAGACGGAAAUCCACACAAGCAGGUGAUGAUCUGAUGCGUUGUGUGGACCUUUACAAUCAGGCUCAGUCAAAGUGGUUUGAGGAGAUGGUCACCACAAGCCUGGAGUUGGAGAGGUUGGAGUUGGAGCGGGUAGAGACGAUACAGCAGCUUCUGCGUCAGUACACCACACUGCGGCAUGAGACGGAUAUGUUCAACCAAAGUACGAUGGAGCCAGUGGACCAGCUUCUGCAGAGUGUGGAUACUGCCAAAGACAGAGAGCUCUGGGUAAAGGAACACAAGACGGGGGAUCUGAGACCUGUGGACAUGGACAUCUAGACAAAACACACACACACUAUACUAUAUGAAUCUACCUGCAUGCCUGUCUACCUGAAUACUUCAACCUCUCAGCCAAAGCCAUACAGGUAUCACCCCUUGAAGCACUGCUUGUUUUGUGGAUUUCCACUGAAAAUAUUAGAUAAUUACAAAAUUACACAAAGCUUUAUAGAAGAUUUUCUUAAUGUCAUGUGGAAUGAGUGACGGGAAAGGACAGCAGCACAGCAGACGCAUUAUGAUACUGAGUAGCCAUCCAUAUAAUUCUGCAUGUGCUUUGAAUAAUAUGCUACUUAAGACUUCCCGGUAUGUCAAUUACAUUAACAUGAUUCAAGUAGUAAAGGCACCAUUGAUAUAGAUCUGAACAAAUACUGUACAGUAAAACACCUCUUUGUUCAUUUGCCGCAGUGGACUCCUGUUAAACAAACUUAAUCCAAUCAGUUUUUUUUUAAUCUUUUUGGUGUUGAAACAGUGUACACACAUUGAACUGCACAGCUAGUUUGCAGAUCUUUAUAGUUGCCUGGACUAAAGCGUGAGUCAAAGGUUUGAACACAUGUAAGCGGACAGCUUCAGGAUGCCAUAUAGGUGUUCAAAGACCUCAAAAAUGAUUAAUCCUUAGCAGAAAUAACCAGCAUCAAAGUUACAGGGUGGGGUGGGUUGGGGGAGUUAAAGCAUAUCAUCGUUUAGUAGUUAUAUUGUUAAAUCUGUAUUGUAUUUAAAAAAAAAAAAGUUUUGUUUUUGCAACAAGGAAUGCAGUGGAAAGUUUUUAAUGCUAUUUUCACAAACUCCACAUAAACUGCUGGUGAAUCACCUGCCUUCCUUAUGAGAGAGGGAUCAGGUUGCAUUGGUUAAGUAUGGGAUUGAUAUAUUUUCAUAUUUUUGCAGAUUUAUUUUACAGAAAAGCAUGUUUUAUCUAAAUGUAGGACUAGUUGUGUAUGGU